AGAAAAGGAAACUGAUUGCCCCAAGGCUGCUGUUUUCAUUUCCUCAUGGGAAGAAGAAGCAGAGCAGAGAAGAAGGGUAGACACACAAAGCAUUGAUCCUCUGUCACCAUGGGGAACUGGGUUGAAAAUGAGGGACUCUCCAUCUUUGUCAUUCUAAUAUGGCUGGGGAUGAACGUCUUCCUCUUUGUCUGGUACUACAGAUUCUAUGCGUUGAGAAAGACAUUCUUUUACACUCAAAAACUUCUGGGGAUCGCACUGCCAUUGGCCAGGGCCCCUGCAGCCUGCCUGAAUUUCAACUGCAUGCUGAUUCUGCUGCCAGUCUGUCGAAAUCUGCUCUCCUUCCUCAGGGGUUCCAGUGCGUGCUGCUCGACAAGAAUUCGAAGACAACUGGACAGGAACCUCACCUUUCAUAAAAUGGUGGCAUGGAUGAUUGCACUUCAUACUGCGAUUCAUACUAUUGCACAUCUGUUUAAUGUGGAGUGGUGUGUGGAUGCCCGAUCCAACAAUUCUGAUCCUUAUUCAAUAGCACUCUCUGACCUUGGAGAUAAUCCUAAUGAAACUUACCUCAAUUUUGCUCGAAAGAGAUUCAAGAAUCCUGAAGGAGGCCUAUAUGUGGCUGUGACUCGGUUGGCAGGCAUCACUGGUAUUGUCAUCACACUGUGCCUCAUAUUAAUUAUCACCUCCUCCACCAAAACCAUCCGGAGAUCUUACUUUGAACUGUUUUGGUACACACACCAUCUCUUUGUGAUCUUCUUCAUCGGGCUCGCCAUCCACGGAGCUGAGCGCAUUGUACGUGGGCAGACCCCACAGAGUUUAGACCAACACCAUCACGAAAUUUGUGAGAAAAGGAUCUCAGAAUGGGGAAAAAUAAAGGAAUGCCCAAUCCCACAGUUUUCUGGGAACCCUCCUAUGACUUGGAAAUGGAUUGUUGGUCCCAUGUUUCUGUAUCUCUGUGAGAGGUUGGUACGGUUUUGGCGAUCUCAACAGAAAGUGGUCAUCACCAAGGUGGUCACUCACCCUUUCAAAACCAUCGAGCUACAGAUGAAGAAGAAGGGAUUCAAGAUGGAGGUGGGACAAUACAUUUUCGUCAAGUGCCCCAAGGUGUCCAGGCUGGAGUGGCACCCUUUCACGCUGACCUCCGCCCCUGAGGAAGACUUCUUUAGCAUCCAUAUUCGUAUCGUUGGGGACUGGACAGAAGGACUUUUCAAUGCUUGUGGCUGUGAUAAACAAGAGUUUCAAGAUGCUUGGAAACUACCUAAGAUAGCUGUUGAUGGGCCCUUUGGCACCGCCAGUGAAGACGUGUUCAGUUAUGAGGUGGUGAUGUUGGUGGGAGCAGGGAUCGGGGUCACACCCUUCGCAUCCAUUCUCAAGUCCGUCUGGUACAAAUAUUGCAAUAAUGCCACCAAUCUGAGGCUCAAAAAAAUAUACUUCUACUGGCUCUGCCGGGACACGCACGCCUUUGAGUGGUUUGCCGACUUGCUGCAGCUGCUGGAGACCCAGAUGCUGGAGAGGAAUAACGCCGGCUUCCUCAGCUAUAACAUCUACCUCACCGGCUGGGAUGAGUCUCAGGCCAAUCACUUUGCUGUGCAUCACGAUGAGGAGAAAGACGUGAUCACAGGCCUGAAACAAAAGACCUUGUAUGGACGGCCCAACUGGGAUAAUGAAUUCAAGACAAUUGCGAGUCAACACCCAAAUACCAGAAUAGGAGUUUUCCUCUGCGGACCUGAAGCCUUGGCGGAAACCCUCAAUAAACAGUGCAUCUCCAACUCUGAGUCUGGCCCUCGGGGAGUGCAUUUCAUUUUCAACAAGGAAAACUUCUAACUGGUCUCUUCCACGAGAAAAUCAGUGAGGAUUAUGCUGCCAAGUACCCAACCCAAUAAUGCUAGUUGAUAAUGUAAGUUCCCCCCUUAAAAAGAGAGAGAAAAUGAAGUUACAAUGUGCAGGUUUUCCCUGAAAGGGAUGUCAAAGAUGUCAAAGAUCAUUUGAUAGUGGUAAUUUGCAUUUGUAUGGGGCUUUAUGGUUUUCAGAGCACUUUUACAAACUGUAUUUCAUUUUUCACUCACAGUAAUGCCAGAGAAAGGUAGGACAAGGAUUCCUGGACUCAGUAUUUAGGAUAAAAAAAAUAGGGACUCGAAAUGGUGAAGUAACUUCCUUAACAUUAUGAAGCUUGGACCUAGUGCACGUCGCUCCGGGUUUUGUGGUCUUUCCAUGAUACCAGG
Molecule: messenger RNA, 2219 nt
Organism: Acinonyx jubatus (cheetah)
Lineage: Eukaryota; Metazoa; Chordata; Mammalia; Carnivora; Felidae
Gene: CYBB
Product: cytochrome b-245 heavy chain
Exons: 13
Coding region: 109-1821 (570 amino acids)
Biological process (GO): defense response; superoxide anion generation
Cellular component (GO): plasma membrane; NADPH oxidase complex
Molecular function (GO): superoxide-generating NAD(P)H oxidase activity
Source: RefSeq, a predicted model, not a curated record